AUGGCCGAUCCCGAUGUGGAGGAGACUAGGCCAGAUGGAUUCCGGGACUGUCUCCCACUCUCGGACAUGAUCCGAGCUCAGGGCAUCGACGAUCUCACCAGGUGUGUUGCUUUAUGACUUUGAAAUACGUUAUUCUAAUUUGGAUUGUCUUGAGUAAUGCAUAUUAUGUUAUGUUAGAUUAUUUUUGAAAUUUGGGUAUGUUAUGUUAGAUUACGUUAUGAUCAUUUAAUGCCCCAGUUAGUCAAAUCUGUUUUCUUACUUUAUUUCGUAACCAUACUACACUGUAGAACCCAAAAAUCAAACUAUAUUAUCCUCGGGACAAUGUAACUCCAAAAGGGCUUCCGUGUUCUUUAUAUUAUCCAUGUUUUGCGAUAUAUUAUCCAUGGCUUUUGAUAGAUUAUGCUUCAAAACUUUUCCCGGAAUAUGAUAUAAGCUGAAUGACACGGAUUACUGCGUAGUAAUGUUCGGUUUGGUCUAAUAUUAUAGUAGGUUUGGGCGGGAUGGUUAAGAAUAGAAGUCGAGGUUCCUCAUAAGCUGUGACAUCAUGAACAAUAGUAAUAUAUUAAUAGGCAUAGAUUGUAAUACCUUUUUUUAUUAAAGACGGUUUUUGAAAGGUUAAAAAGUUUGUAGAAAAAUUUAUUUUUAGAGGAUAAAAGGUCUUUUCGAUGUUUCUAUGAACUUUUUGACCUUAAAAUGGCUUUUUUUGCAUUGUGUGCUGUAACUUUUUAAUACAUACUGUAACUUCGUUGAACAUACUGUAAUUACCUUAACUAUACUGUAACUUUCAGUCGACUUACAGUGCAAGCUUUGUUCGGCCUAGUCUACCUGGUCUUGUUCGUGCUGGGCCUGGUUGGGAACGGUGGAGUGUUCCUGGCCGUGCUACAGAACAAACGACUACGGUCAGCACGGAACAUAUUUCUACUUAACCUCAUCCUAACGGACAUACUACUAUGCCUGACGGGGAUCCCAGUAACGCCGUGGUAUGCUUUGUCCAAGGAAUGGGUGUUCGGGUCUUUGAUGUGUAGGCUUAUGCCCUUAAGCAACUCCUGCUCAGUGUUUGUUACAAGGUAGGUCUACUUUACUAGCUUUAAUUUUAAAAUAUUUUUUUAAUUUUAUUGUUUUGUCUAAUAACUUUUCGACCGGUUAUUCUUUUUUAGUCAAAUUUUAUAAAAUUUUUCAAACCUAAAUUUAAAAAAUUUAAAAUUUGAUUGCUUUUUGUAUUAAACCUAAACAGUGAAACCCCUUUUGUCGAGUGUUGAUAGUGAUUGAACGGUCUUAGAUCCGUUUGCAGAUCCAAAGACUUGUUUACUUUGGCUUUGGACAUUAAUUCAAAGGCCAACUGACAUUCCGCCUGAGGCUAUAAAUUGUCUAAAACUUUGGUUUUUUGCAAAACGAAAGAAUUCCAACAUAAAUUCGCUUGUUUUCUUACACUUUUACAUCCAAAAAUGGCAUAGAAAGAUGACAUAUUACGCAAUCUAAACAUGAAUUAUGGCACAGUCGGGCUUUCUACUGUGGUAACUUAUAUAAGGAACAAUAUAAACAUUGAUUGAUUGAUAAAAGUGUACUUUUGGUCUAAAAAUGAAGAGAUAAGACUGAUUAGACACUACAUUUUAAACUUCUUUAUUCCACAAACUUUUGUAUCGUAUUUAACCACAAUAUUGUUGUAGUUGGUCACUAACAGCGAUAGCGAUAGACAAGUUCAUGCACAUCAUCGACCCGACUCGGGAACAGUUCAGUAUGAAGCUGGCGGGCAUGGUCACCGUACUCAUCUGGGCCAUCUCUACCUGCGCCAACAUACCGUAUCUGAUAUCGAGUCAACUGGUAGACGGGUCCCACUUUGUACCAGUCAACACGACCCCUUUCUGUGGCCAUUUCUGUGAAGAGACCAAUUGGAAAGGGGAAUAUCGACUCUUCUACGGGACUACUGUGAUGGUCUUUCAGGUAGGGUUACUGUAUUUUUAAAUGAUUUUUAGGUUGUUUGGAAUUAAAGAGGGUACUGUAACGUAACUUUUUUUAAAUAUAUUUUUAAAUAUUGUUUUAGGGUUUGAGUACUAUAGGGUUUGGUAGGUAAUACUAUUAAGUAUGAUAGUGUAAGGUUCAGUAUUUAAUACUUACUAAGUAUCUUAUGUUUCAGUUUGUAAUACCUUUGAGUAUCAUAAUGUACUGUUACUCGAGGAUCUUUGCCAAGGUACACAAGGACAUGAUCAUUCAGAAUGUGCAGUUCUGUCAAAGUUUAACCAAUUCACAGCGAGUAGAUGCAGAGAAAAGGUACAGUAAUCAUUUUUACGUUAAUGCAAUGAUUACUACGCUUUGUGUAAUAUUAAGUAUCAAAAGGGUCUUACUCUGAUUUUUUGUAACGUAAGGACUAAGAUAGUACAUCUGAAGUAUGUGUUUGCAUUGUAGUAUGUUAACAGCUUAUAUUUUAUAGUACCCUGCACUUUAUGUCGUUUUAAAGUACAGUGUUUACUAUAUAUUAUUGUUGUUUGUGUACUAUGUAUGAUGUUUUAAUGUUAAGUACGUUAAGAAAAGCAUGUCACCUUUGUACUGUUUAUGAAGUACUAUUUGAGCACUAUAGCAGUUUGAACACCCUGUAUUUCUUCAUAUAUUCCAAAGUAUUACUGUUUUGUGUACUUUACGAGUAAUGUUGUACUAUUUCAGGAAGAAACGAGUCAACUACAUCUUGAUAGCGAUGGUGGCUACGUUUAUUUUGUGCUGGUUUCCAAUUACCAUAGUCAACUUGGUUAAGGACUUUCGUAAGUGUAAACAGUAAACAAGCUUGCCAUUUACAUAUUUUGUUUUUACUUUACUGUCUCUUCCAACCUACUACAAUAUCAGUUUGUGGACAAUUGUUUUGUCAAAAUAAUAAAAAUAAAUAACAUAAAUGAUAAGAUUGAUAUUGUAGUAGAGAGUCAUCUUAAAAGCAUUAAAAUGAAAUGGUAACAGUUUGUAUGACUGAUAUCUAACCUGAUAAGCAACAUCAAUACCUAACAUAACCUUUUCAGAAGUAGAGCCCGCUUUCAUGACGGCCCAACCAUACCUCUGGCCACUGAUUGCUCACUCUGUAGCCAUGUCUAUCGUUGUCUGGAAUCCGUUGUUGUUCUUCUGGCUGACACGGAAGCAGAAGCGAUCACAUCUUGGUGGUAUCUUGCACACGAGUGAGAUCAUCACCUCCCUUACCUCCAGGAUGCACUCGCUACGGUCGACGGCCGGGGAUUCUGUCAGAUUCGGGUCUACAAGGUAAGUUAUUGUAUACUUGUGUCAUUUGUAUAGUUACGAUUAGGUAGCGCUGUUUAAUUGGUAAAAGGAUCUGUAGCAAGGUAUUUAUCCGACCAACUCUGAAAGAAUUAACUUUUAUUUAAAUUUUUGCGACAGAAUGCCAACGUUUUGCAAGAACGUUCUGCGGCCCCUUAAAGGACAUUUAUAGUAUGAAUAACUUUGUCUUUCGUAUCUUGACAGUGUUUGUAGUUGCGCUCAGACAUACGACGAUGUUUUUUGGUCAUAUUUUGCCAUUUGGAUCUUUUAUAAACAAAAGUAAUAUGAUAAGAUAAGGUACAAAGACAUACUUAUUAUCAUUGUCAAUGUAAGCAAUGUAAACAAAAGUAAAAUAGCAUUGCGUUUACAUACAUACUCUCAAUAGGAUGGCAUACUUAGAAUACUACUGAGUAAAAUACGAUUGAAAAAUAAACUUUGGUCAUAUAGUUGUACUGUUGUUGCCAUUCAGAUGUAUGUAACUAUGUAAAUGUAAUCCCAUGUCUACUGUGACAUCCUGUUGGUGGGCGUCGGAUUAUCUGGGUAUUGUAAUCUGGUGGUAUCUAUGUCAUGACAAGUAAUUACUCAGUGUUUAGGCGCUAAUACCUAAAAUCUUUUCAUGUAAAGAAAGUUCUCUCGGUCUGUUCAACUUCAAUAUGAAUUAAUUUACCAUUAAUGAUGUUAUUGUGACCAGGUAGAAGGUAGUGCUCACAAUGUAGUAUAAUAUAUAUAAAAAUCACUUAAAAUAUAAGAGUAUAUUACUGUAACACAAUAACAAUAUGUUUGCAGGAUACGACGACGAACGCCGAGUGAAAAAGGCUGUUCCAGGAACAAUUCAGUCCAGUCGAGGCCCUUGAUAGUCAGCCAGACUGAUAACGGGGCUACUCCAACUGCACUUCUAACCAAGGCCAGUUCCAUGGAGAACAACAUGUUGUAG
Messenger RNA from Bursaphelenchus okinawaensis, 4186 nucleotides. NCBI's taxonomy places the organism in Eukaryota, Metazoa, Nematoda, Chromadorea, Rhabditida, Aphelenchoididae. The record is from the annotation of a GenBank genome assembly.